AUGUGCCAAAACAUAGAUGACUGUGCGUCCUCUCCUUGUGCCCAUGGAACCUGUACGGACGGGGUGGGGAGUUACACCUGUAGCUGUGAGAACGGCUGGGAAGGAACUGACUGUGACCAGAAUAUGGACGACUGUGCCAGCAAUCCUUGUUGGUUCGGAGGAACUUGUGUAGAUGGUGUCAGGGACUUCAGCUGUGUCUGUCCGAAAGGGUUUGAGGGGGAAAAGUGUGAAAUCGCUUUGUUUUCCGGACAGUGCUACCAGUUCUCGUCAGACGCCCUCUCCCACCCCGAGGCCCAGCAGGCCUGCAGUACCAACAGCGGCCACCUGGCGGACGUGAAGGAUGUACAUCAGCACAUCUUCCUCACCGACGGCAUGACGACCACCACUGGGGCGUCCAACUGGCUCGGGAUGAAACUGGAACCAGUGUACAGUCUCAAAAACAGCGAUGGCUCGGCUGCUCAAGACUCUGCAAAGUACCGGCCAGAUCCGUUGGAAAUCUCUGCAUGA
Branchiostoma floridae (Florida lancelet) is the source of this 507-nucleotide messenger RNA. Its product is annotated as delta-like protein 1. Bases 1 to 507 code for a protein of 168 amino acids. NCBI's taxonomy places the organism in Eukaryota, Metazoa, Chordata, Leptocardii, Amphioxiformes, Branchiostomatidae. Gene Ontology annotation, molecular function: calcium ion binding. The transcript has 5 exons. The record is from RefSeq and is a predicted model, not a curated record.